Molecule: messenger RNA, 1170 nt
Organism: Mesorhabditis spiculigera
Lineage: Eukaryota; Metazoa; Nematoda; Chromadorea; Rhabditida; Rhabditidae
Source: the annotation of a GenBank genome assembly
AUGAAAGCCUUCGGGUUGUUGGCGCUGGUCGCCGUAGCCGCUGCUUCGCGGUAUUCCUCUUCGGAAUCGCAGGAGGAGCCUUUGUAUCAGACGUCGAAGGUCCAGAAGACGCCAGUUCUGGAUGAGUACCGUAACAAGAAAGUUUCUGCUGAGGCCGAGGCCUUGACUGGAGAUGAUCUGAUCCGAUAUGUUAACCGUGUUCAGGAUUUGUGGACGGCUCGCCGUCACGCCCGUUUCGACCGCUACCCCGACAGGACCAAGUGGGGACUGAUGGGCGUCCAGAACGUUCGUCUCCCAAUUCAGGGCCUGAUGCAACGUGCUCCGACUGAGAACCUCGACGUCUACAUCCCAGAGAACUUCGACUCCCGCAAGGUGUGGCCCAUGUGCGACUCGAUCAAGGUUGUCCGUGACCAGAGCUCUUGCGGCUCGUGCUGGGCCUUCGGAGCCGUUGAAGCGAUGUCUGACCGUAUCUGCAUCGCUUCGAAGGGCCGUAUCCAGGUCUCGCUCUCGGCCGACGAUCUCCUGUCUUGCUGCAAGUCUUGCGGCUUCGGAUGCAAUGGCGGAGAUCCGCUGUCGGCCUGGAAAUACUGGGUUAAGGAUGGUAUUGUCACUGGAUCCAACUACACCGCCAAGCAGGGGUGCAAGCCGUAUCCAUUCCCACCAUGUGAGCAUCACUCCAACAAGACUCACUUCGACCCGUGCAAGCACGACCUCUUCCCCACCCCCAAGUGCGAGAAGACCUGCCAGGGAGGCUACGAGAAGGAGUACAAGCAAGACAAAUUCUACGGAAAGUCGGCCUACGGUGUCAAGAACAACGUCGAGGCCAUCCAGAAGGAAAUUCUGACCAACGGACCCGUCGAGGUUGCCUUCGAGGUGUACACCGACUUUUUGAACUACGAUGGUGGCAUCUACGUGCACACCGGCGGCUCGCUGGGUGGUGGUCAUGCUGUGAAGAUGAUUGGAUGGGGAAUGGAGCGCGGGAUUCCAUACUGGCUGGUUGUCAACUCGUGGAAUGAGGACUGGGGUGAGGAUGGUUUGUUCCGUAUCAUCCGUGGAAUCGAUCACUGCGGAAUUGAAUCUGGAGUCGUUGGAGGUGUUCCGCGCAUUGAGAAAAGCCGUCUCCACCGUAGUCUCCACCAUCACUACCACCCCGAGGCCGAGGAGGAGUAC